UGCGUCCUCAAGAUCACCGGGCUCAAGGUGCGCGCCGCCCUGCGCGCGCCGCUGCUCUGCUCGUGGGCCAGAGGUGGCGACCGCGAUCGCCCCAGCGAGUUCUCCGACGUCGUCGCCUCCAUCGCCGAGCGGUGGUCGCCUAGCGCCUUCUAUGAGAACCCUCAACUGGACCACUUCGACCAGUGGUUGUCGCGGUGCCUACCCUCCGUGAUCACGCAGCUUGACGCGAGAGACUUCGACUACCUCUUCACGCACGUGGGCGACGAUUCCUACGAGGCUCUGCGACAGCGCAUCGCGGAGGACGUCUGCAGGGCGUCGUGGUCGCGUUCGGCACAGCCGAGAGCAUCCACCGAGGCCUCGCUCCAAGACGAUGGCGUGGAUCCUGCUGCCCGCGCUGCUGAGCUCAACCGUCGGAGACUCCUUUACGAGCAGCUACGUGGUUGGCACCCGCGUCACCUUCAUGCACCACCCGAACUCACAGAGCUGCCUGAAAUGCUGUUCUCUUUCUUCAGCUACCUGUCUCUACUAGUCAAACACUUCAAACCCAUCUGCGUCUUCGAGCCGCGAAGUUGCUACGCUUCUUGGACUGGUUGCUUCAACGCCUGCGGCUUCUGCGUCUGCCACCGCUG
This is a messenger RNA of Prorocentrum cordatum, 629 nucleotides long. Lineage: Eukaryota; Dinophyceae; Prorocentrales; Prorocentraceae. The record is from the annotation of a GenBank genome assembly.